AUGAAGAGCAGGAUACCUCUCAUUCUUCUAGCUUGUGGCUCCUUUAACCCCAUCACAAACAUGCAUAUGCGUUUAUUUGAGCUGGCUAGAGAUCACCUGCACCAAACAGGAAGAUAUCAGGUGAUUGAAGGCAUAAUGUCUCCUGUUAAUGACGAGUACAGAAAGAAAGGCUUGGUUUCAGCAAGACACCGGAUAGCAAUGGCUAAACUAGCACUGGAGACAUCGGACUGGAUUCGAGUUGAUCCAUGGGAGAGUGAGCAGGAGACAUGGACAGAGACAGUAAAAGUAUUAAGGCACCAUUACAAUGAAUCACUCAGAUUGCUGCAGUCCAAGAAGGAAUUAAUGAAAAACAAAUGGCCCAUAGAAAGAUCUACAGAGGAUUCCCUUUCUUACCAGCACUCAG
Messenger RNA from Phaethon lepturus (White-tailed tropicbird), 403 nucleotides. Its product is annotated as nicotinamide mononucleotide adenylyltransferase 3-like. Gene Ontology annotation, biological process: NAD+ biosynthetic process. Gene Ontology annotation, molecular function: nicotinate-nucleotide adenylyltransferase activity; nicotinamide-nucleotide adenylyltransferase activity. The annotation marks the transcript as partial. The record is from RefSeq and is a predicted model, not a curated record. Gene Ontology annotation, cellular component: mitochondrion. NCBI's taxonomy places the organism in Eukaryota, Metazoa, Chordata, Aves, Phaethontiformes, Phaethontidae. The transcript is spliced from 3 exons.